AUGCCCCCCAAGAAGCGCAGCGCCCCCGCCACCUCGUCAGCCCCGAAGAAAGCACGCCAAUCCAAACUCGCCAAAGAAAACGACAUCAGCGCCGAAGAAGAAAGCGAAAUUAAAGAAGUCUUCCACCUCUUCUCAACCACAGCCGAAGAAUUUCCCAAUGAAAAGGAAGGCGUUAUUCCCCGCGAGGACGUGCGCAAGGCGCUCGUAGCGCUAGGUCUCCCUCCGUCCGACUCGAGCGAGCUCCACUCGAUCCUCUCCGCCGUUGAUCCAACGAACACCGGCUUUGUCCCGUAUGCGCCGUUUGUGUCCGUCGCGGCGGCGAAAUUGAGGUCGCGGUCUGAUGAGGCGAUGUCCGCCGAGGUGGAUGCGGCGUUUCAGCUUUUCACAAAAGGGACAGAUGGGCCCAUUACGUUGGGACAUCUGAGGCGCAUUGCGCGCGAGUUGAAAGAGGAUAACCUCGGUGAUGAGUUGCUCAAGGAUAUGAUCCUCGAGGCGAAUGGUGGCGCCGGGGUGAAUGCUGGUGUUACGCUGGAGCAGUUUCAUGAUGUUAUGACUCGGGCUGGGGUCUUUUAA
Messenger RNA from Aspergillus lentulus, 573 nucleotides. RefSeq names its product EF-hand superfamily Ca2+-modulated protein. Gene Ontology annotation, cellular component: myosin II complex. The record is from RefSeq and is a predicted model, not a curated record. Lineage: Eukaryota; Fungi; Ascomycota; Eurotiomycetes; Eurotiales; Aspergillaceae.